Messenger RNA from Pararge aegeria (speckled wood butterfly), 1038 nucleotides. It is a transcript of the gene Nubpl, whose product is annotated as iron-sulfur protein NUBPL. The transcript is spliced from 5 exons. Bases 1 to 954 code for a protein of 317 amino acids. Gene Ontology annotation, cellular component: mitochondrion. Gene Ontology annotation, biological process: mitochondrial respiratory chain complex I assembly; iron-sulfur cluster assembly. Lineage: Eukaryota; Metazoa; Arthropoda; Insecta; Lepidoptera; Nymphalidae. The record is from RefSeq and is a predicted model, not a curated record. Gene Ontology annotation, molecular function: ATP binding; ATP-dependent FeS chaperone activity; 4 iron, 4 sulfur cluster binding.
AUGAAUAUACACAGAGCUGUACCGAGGGUAUAUGGAUUACUGGUUACACAAGUAAACACAGCUUUCCCAUCAAAUACUAUCCUAAGGCAACAACACAAUAAAGCAGAUGUCAAUGAGCACAGAGCAAAAGUCAUGGCCCGAGGGCUGCCAGAGAAGAAGCCUUUGCCUGGAGUUAAGAGUAUUAUACUUGUGGCAUCCGGUAAAGGAGGUGUGGGGAAGACUACCACUGCUGUGAAUCUCGCAUGUGCUAUGAAAGUGAUAGAGCCCGACAAGGAGAUAGGUCUGUUGGACGCGGAUGUUUUCGGACCGUCUGUGCCACUAAUGAUGAACAUCAGUGGGGAGCCCAUGCUUAACGACGAGAACCUCAUUGAACCACUUCUCAAUUAUGGAGUCAAAUGUAUGUCCAUGGGCCUGCUGGUGUCCGGGGAGAACGCGGUGGUGUGGCGUGGACUCAUGGUUAUGCAAGCGCUGGACAGGCUAACCCGACACGUGGCCUGGGGACCCUUGGACUGCCUCGUGGUGGACACGCCCCCCGGCACUGGCGACACGCAUCUGUCCCUCGCACAAAACUUGCCCAUAGAUGGUGCAAUAGUCGUAACAACUCCACAAUCGGCUGCAUUGCAGGUCACAAAAAGAGGCGUCAACAUGUUCGAGAAGCUGAAAGUUCCUAUAGUAGGCUUGGUCGAGAAUAUGUCGCAUGCGAUAUGUCAUAAAUGCGGUACCAAAAAUUUCGUGUUCGGCAACGAAACCAAACAGACAGCCGAUCAAAUGGGAUUAGAAAUAAUAGAAAGCUUCGAAGUGGACUCGAAUAUGUCUGAAUGUAUAAAUAGCGGGAAGCCAGCGAUAUAUGCAUUACCAGAUAGCGUUCACGCGGAGAAAUAUAGGCAUUUAGCCAACAAAGUGUUCAAAUAUAUAAGCGACAAACAAACAGACGCGAAAGCCAACAAACAGUAGCAUUAAAUAAACUCAAAUUUAGUAGUUGUUGUAAUUGUACCUAUUUUAAAAAAUAUUUUACAAAUAAAGAUCUGUUUUACAUAA